Molecule: messenger RNA, 483 nt
Organism: Brugia pahangi
Lineage: Eukaryota; Metazoa; Nematoda; Chromadorea; Rhabditida; Onchocercidae
Source: the annotation of a GenBank genome assembly
AUGAUUGAUUAUGCAUUAAAAGGUUCAUUUGAUAUGAUGGAUGCAUCGCCAGAUAUUUUAGAUGAUUUUAUCAUUUGUAUUCGGACAUUUCGGCCGCGCGGCUUUUGGACACUUAUUCAUCAUAUCACUGAUGGCCUUCGUAAUAAAUUAAAUGAGCAAUGGAAAAAUUUGAAUAUCGAUAUUGUAUUACGUUAUCUUACCUUAAGCGCCCAUCAUCGUUUGCAUGAAUUAUGCUCAAAAGCUAUUAUACUUAUUGCAAAUGUACACUAUAAACAAUUUAUGCUUGAAUAUAAUGUUGAUUCAAAAGGAACAAAAUUAGAAAUUUACAAUAUGCUUAAAAAUAGUGAAUUGCCAUUUGAAGGAAAUGCAAUUCAAAAAAUUCAAUCUAUUUAUUAUGCCGGUAAACAAACCGAAGUUUUAUUCCGGUAUAGAGUGAAACAGGAACAAAGUCGUACAGGAAAUGAUCCUGCAGCAAUCAAAUAA